UUUUUUUUUUUUGUACAUUUGCAGAUCCAUUAGUUCUUUCAUUUGCCGAAUCUUCGCCCAGCUGUCGUUUACACAUCAAUCUUUGUAUUUAUCUUUUAUUUAAUUGAACAAUCCCCCGUGGCCUUCAUUUACGUCUAUUAUUCUUUCAAAGACAAUCUAUCCUCUCACUUUCACUCACUUUCACUCACUUUCACCACCUUCACUGCUAUAGUCUCUCACACGCAGUAACACUCCAUACGGAACACUUCCUCAGACUUUCUCUUUUUUCGUUUCGUUCACAAUAAUGACCCCUCCUCCUCCUGGUUUGCGUGUCAUCAUUGUUGGAGGUGGUUUAGCUGGUCUAGUCAUGGGGAUCAUGCUCGAUCAGGCUGGGAUCGACUAUCAUAUCCUGGAGCAGGCCUCAAGACUUCGUCCACUUGGCACCUCCAUUUCACUCCACCCCGUCAUCAUGGAUCUGAUGGCUCAGCUUGGUUUGCUCGAAGAUAUGCAGAAAAUGUCUAAACCACUCAGAGGUAUUUCCGUUCUCUCUGCCAAUGGUCGCAAAAUGGGACGCAUUGACACUCGAACCAACAAACGAAGGCAUCACCAUCAAGCGAUGGUAAUGAGCAGACCAGAUCUGCACGAAUAUCUCCUUUCAAAAAUCCCGCCUGGGAAGCUGACAACAGGCAAGCGCGUUAUCGAUAUUACUGAAACCCAGCAAGAUGUCACAGUGACCUGCAUGGACGAGACGACUUAUGUGGGUCAUAUUGUCGUCGGAGCAGACGGCGCUUACAGCGCAACCCGCCAGAUUAUGUACAAGAAACUGAAAGAGCGUGGGAUUUUGCCAGAGUCUGACACCAAGCCAUUACACUUUGAUAAACAAUGCGUCGUAGGCAUGACAUCUCCACUCGACCCUGCAAAGUAUCCAGUGCUCUUGGAUGACUCGUGCGAAGUCAAAGUCCUACUUGGCAAGGAUCAACAUACUUCUAUGUGGAUCUUACCAUUACAAGGAAACAGACUGGCCUGGUGUGUAGGCGGUCCAGACCCUCAUUUGAUUCAGAAUGACGAUGGGGACCAUAGUAGUCAUGGAAGUGGCUCUCGAAGCGGUCGCGACUGGUAUCCCGAGACAGCAGUUGAAAUUUGCGAGGAUGUCCGUAAUUUCAAAUGUCCAUACGGUGGAUCAGUCAUGGACUUGAUUGAGUCUACGCCCAAGGGCCUAGUUUCGAAAGUUCUCUUGGAAGAGAAGAUGUACCGCACUUGGUACAACGGUCGCGUAGUCCUUGUUGGUGAUGCUUGUCAUAAGAUCGUUCCUUUCUUUGGCCAAGGCGCAUCACAAGCAAUCCUUGACUGUGCUUGCCUGGUUAACAUGUUCUAUGACCUUACCUCCAACACCACGUCGAGUUUUACUACGAUUUUUCAGCGAUAUGUUGAUAUGCGGGCCGAGACUGCCAAGGUCGCCUCGGAUAGUUCACGAGAGUUUGCGGAUCUCAUUUACGAACAGGGCUUCAAAGCGGAUGUCGCACGAAACAUUGUGCUGCGUUUUACGCCAACUUGGUUACUACGCAUGAUUACCGGCACUAUCAAUUCCAAUCGUCCCAAUCUCAAGUUUUUGCCUCUUCCCAAGCACUAACAUCUCAUGACUUAAGGCAUACGAACAAUUAUAAUCAUCAUUUAUUUAUUUAUUUUUUUUAAAGAAAAAAAAAAAGGACUUCACCUUUUUUUAAAUAUUUUCAUGUCACAAUCGUUCAUAUUUUCUCUAACUCGUACAUAACAUAGACUUUUCCUUUAAUUCUCAUCCAUUGUUACGCCCAUCUAUAUGAUAAUAUCUAGCAUUUUAAAUAAAUUUAUGAAAUAGCAUCGU
This is a messenger RNA of Lobosporangium transversale, 1840 nucleotides long. RefSeq lists its product as hypothetical. The record is from RefSeq and is a predicted model, not a curated record. Lineage: Eukaryota; Fungi; Mortierellomycota; Mortierellomycetes; Mortierellales; Mortierellaceae. The transcript is spliced from 8 exons. Gene Ontology annotation, molecular function: FAD binding. Bases 284 to 1609 code for a protein of 441 amino acids.